Astrephomene gubernaculifera is the source of this 1052-nucleotide messenger RNA. The record is from the annotation of a GenBank genome assembly. NCBI's taxonomy places the organism in Eukaryota, Viridiplantae, Chlorophyta, Chlorophyceae, Chlamydomonadales, Astrephomenaceae.
UAUGUCUAACGCUUGAAGCUUACGGUCACUGCUGCUUACACUUGAACGGCGCCCCCACUUGCGGCGACCCUGGCGUACGCGCGUACCUAGGCAGCCCGUUGCAGGGUACAUACUAGACAUAAUACUUCGGCCACAUAUACAUUAACCAUAUCACGUUUUCCAACCUAGCAUUUUUACCUCUUCUGGCACAUGGCUGAAACAAUGUCCUUUAGCGACUUGGACGGUCAGCUGAGGCUUGUGGUCCUAGCUGACUACCGACCAAAAGCGUCUUGGAGUGACCGACAUCAUGAGGAGGAAACGACAACUUAUGGCCCUAGUACGUUGAAGUCACGGGCGGAUGAUAUCAGGGCCAUCAAUAGGCCUGCUGGGAGCCCGUUGCAUGCCAAUGCGACUCCCAGUUACCAACCCGGAAGUUCUGGGCGCAGUUUUAGCACACACGCGUCCUCAGCAGGUGCCGCCAUUCCGUCCAACCACAACAUAUUGAGAAGCUUGGGCUUCGAGCUGAUGGGGACAGAAGUUCCACAGCCUCAUCCAUCAACAGGACGCUCCACCCGCAGCCCGCAAACGCAGUGGGAGGGAGCUGCGGCCUCCCCAGCUGCAGCCGCAACCCUCCGCUACCGGGAUGCUUCCCCCACACCGGGAGCUACGGCCGCUCCCGGCACACGAACCAGGGUACUGGGCUUGGAUCUCGGAUUUGAACCUGCCUUCAGCAGCCGUCCUUCGGCUCACCACCAUCCUCGACAUUAUGGACAUCUAACGACCGCGGGAGCCCCAGCUGAGUCUUCCUCAGCUGGCCUAACCUCAAGUCUGGUUGCGCGGAUGGAGCUGCUACGGGCGCAACUGAUGCGGGUUUCCAGCACGCUCGCCGGUGUCCAGGAGCGGGCAACCAUGCUGUCGAGCUCACUGGACCGCAGCCGCGCCGCCGUCCGCAACAGCAGCGGCUUCCCGGCGCCGCCAUUCGUCCCUACCACCUCGACCAUCCCUGCUGCAACCCACACCCUUACCUCGGGAGCCACGAGGGCUGUAGCGGGGGCCGCGGCCGCAACCGCCGC